Caretta caretta (loggerhead turtle) is the source of this 5722-nucleotide messenger RNA. RefSeq names its product DEAH-box helicase 33 (gene DHX33). Gene Ontology annotation, cellular component: intracellular anatomical structure; nucleolus. NCBI's taxonomy places the organism in Eukaryota, Metazoa, Chordata, Testudines, Cheloniidae. The record is from RefSeq and is a predicted model, not a curated record. Gene Ontology annotation, molecular function: helicase activity; double-stranded RNA binding. Gene Ontology annotation, biological process: positive regulation of transcription by RNA polymerase I.
CGGGCGGGGAGAGACCCCCCCCCCCGGCCCGGGGCUGGGAGUGCCCCGUUCUCCGCUCCACCGUGGAGCCCCCCGCAGUCCCCACUCGACCAGGGGGUUCUGCCUACUUCCUCCUCCGCUGGGCUUUCCCUACCCCCCGGCUGUCUCCCAGGGCGCACUCAGCAUCCCAUUCCGCUGGCAGGAGGAGCCCUUCGUGCCACCCUCGCCUGCCAGGAACGCUCGUGGGCCAGCGAGCCCCAUGGAGUAGCCCUAUCGCUCGCUCUCCCACCACACCACCGCCACACGCAGACAGGGGCAGACAGUUCUCUUCCUCCCUGGACAGAUAAGUAACUUAUUCCUCCUCCGCCGGGGAGUCUGGUCCCACAGCUAUCGCUGAGACAUUGGGGGAAACAGGCUCAGGGAAGACGACUCAGAUCCCACAAUACCUCUAUGAAGCAGGAAUCGGCCGCCAAGGCAUCAUUGCGGUGACCCAGCCUCGUAGAGUAGCUGCUAUAUCCUUAGCUACUAGAGUUUCGGAUGAGAAGAAAACAGAGCUGGGGAAACUGGUCGGCUACACAGUGCGCUUUGAAGAUUUCACCUCAGAAGAGACGCGAAUCAAGUUCCUAACGGAUGGGAUGCUUCUCCGCGAAGCCAUUGGCGAUCCCCUGCUGCGCAAAUACAGUGUCGUCCUUCUAGACGAAGCUCACGAGAGGACAAUACACACAGAUGUGCUCUUUGGGGUGGUGAAAGCAGCGCUAAAGAAACGGAAGGAUUUGGGCAAAUUCCCCCUCAAAGUGGUGAUCAUGUCAGCUACUAUGGAUGUAGACCAGUUCUCUCAGUACUUCAACGGAGCCCCAGUCCUCUAUCUAGAAGGUCGGCAACAUCCAAUCCAGAUCUUUUACACCAAACAGCCUCAGAGUGAUUACCUCCAAGCAGCUCUGGUGUCGGUCUUCCAAAUCCAUCAGGAAGCACCUUCUUCUCAGGACAUCCUAGUGUUUCUAACUGGUCAGGAAGAGAUAGAAGCGAUGACCAAAACUUGCCGAGACAUCGCCAAGCACCUUCCCGAUGGCUGCCCCCAGAUGGUGGUGAUGCCCCUCUAUGCUUCGCUGCCAUACUCGCAGCAGCUCCGAGUCUUUCAGGCCGCACCAAAGGGCUAUCGCAAAGUGAUCCUUUCAACCAACAUUGCGGAAACCUCCAUCACCAUUGCAGGAAUAAAAUACGUUGUGGACACAGGCAUGGUUAAAGCAAAGAAGUUCAGCCCUGAGAGUGGACUGGAGGUGUUGGCUGUGCAACGGGUGUCAAAGGCCCAGGCAUGGCAGCGAACAGGGCGAGCGGGACGAGAGGAUAGUGGAAUCUGUUACCGGCUCUACACAGAGGAUGAGUUUCAGAAGUUUGAUAAAAUGACGAUACCUGAGAUACAGAGGUGUAACCUGGCCAGUGUGAUGCUACAGCUCCUGGCUCUGAGAAUUCCCAACGUUCUCACCUUCGAUUUUAUGUCCAAACCCUCCCCAGAUGCCAUUCAGGCAGCCAUUGAGCAACUGGAUCUGCUGGGGGCUGUGGACCGGAAGGAGGAUCAGGUUACUCUGACUCCACUGGGAAGGAAGAUGGCAGCAUUUCCUCUGGAGCCCAAAUUCUCUAAAACUAUCCUCAUGUCCCCCAAGUUCCACUGCACGGAGGAGAUCCUGACCAUUGUGUCCCUGCUCUCGGUGGACAGCAUCCUCUACAACCCCCCAUCCCGGCGGGAUGAAGUGCAGUCUGUCCGCAAAAAGUUCAUUUCCAGUGAGGGGGAUCACCUCACCCUGCUCAACGUAUACAGAGCCUUUAAAAAUGUCAGCGGCAAUAAGGAAUGGUGCAAAGAGAACUUUGUGAACAACAGGAACAUGACGCUGGUGUCAGACGUCAGAGCUCAGCUCAGGGACAUUUGCCUAAAGCUAUCAUUACCGAUGGAGUCCUCCCGAUCGGACACGGGGAAUAUCCGCCGCUGCCUGGCUCACAGCCUCUUCAUGAACACUGCAGAGUUGCAGCCGGAUGGCACCUAUGCCACCGUAGACUCCCACCAGCUGGUGGCAAUCCAUCCCUCCUCAGUCCUCUUCCACUGCAAGCCAGCCUGCGUAACGUACAACGAGCUGCUUCACACCAACAAGUGCUACAUGAGGGACUUGUGCGUGGUGGAUGCAGAUUGGCUGUGUGAUGCCGCACCCGACUACUUCCGCAGGAAGCUAAGAGCAGCCAAGAACUGACCCACCCUUGGUGCCACGGAGCUAACUGUGGGGGAUUCCUAGGGUCACGGGAUCAGAUUUUUGUAACGAAUGUACAGGAACAGUAGAGCUUUGCCUCGCCAAUCCGGUAGGACUGUACAGGACAUGGCUUCUCUGCAAGAGCCAUACCUCAUGCACUGUUGCUGCACUGGCUUAGAACAAUCAUCUUUUACGACAGUUAAUAGAUAAAAGGGGAACAUUAUACAUGUAUAUAGUAUGUUUGUGAAUAUAUAUAUGUGUAUAUUUGGGGGUGGGGGUGAUGGUCUUGGAUUCCAAUUUUUAAAACAGAGGUAUAAUGGGGUUGUGUAUGAAGCAAUGAGAGCCCCAAGGGGACUCUUCUGAGCAGACCUGGGAUUUUUUGACAAUUGCCCUUGUAUCCUUCGCAGGUUUUAGCGUCAGAAAGUUUUAAAUCUCUAUGUAUAAUUAUAUUAACAGGACAAAAAUACCUUUUUUAAAUGUACAUUUUUCGGAGGGAGGUGCUAAUGUAUUUUACCUCAUCGGACAUCUUUCUGCCUGAUGUCACUUUCACCACCUUGUUUGACCCAUCUGAAAGCCAGUACAGAGUUAUCUGAAUAGACAGCUCUUCAUCACCUGUGCCUGUUUGUUAGACAAACCUUGCGGGGCUGAUAGAGGUGAAGUGCCACUAAGAGAGGAUGAUCAGUAACCCAUAUGGUCUGCUAGCAGAGAAACUGCCGGCAUGUCUUUCAAAUGCUUUGUUAGUUUCUCAUUGCUGCAUCACCAGCCUAGCUGUGUCUUUUUAAACAAAAUUAGUCUCCAUCAUCCAGUUCGUUUUCAUGUAGCUAUGUAACGAACUGGGUGCCAUGCAAGUAAAACACUUCUGCGGCUGCCCCCAUAUGGCCACACCAAAGUGCCAACAGUUAAAUCUAAGGAGAGGAUCAGCCACUGCAGAGCUCUUAUAGGUAGUAUGUAUUGUUAAAGAAGUUGGGUAACAUUUCCCCUAUGAGUUGGAUGUUUCUGCUACUUGGCAACGAGCUAUCGUGAAAUCUAAGUCUUGCUUGGGCAGGCAUGACUAGUUAUAUUUUUCUAGCAAUUUAUAACUGUGUAAUCCAUAGAAGAGUCAUAAAACCGCACAUGGUAAAACAGAUAUUUACAACUGAGAUGGUGAAAGAAGUAUAAAGAUCCCAGGCUCUUUACAUGGCGGACGGUCUAACGAAUCAUCAAUAUCUUCCAUACUUGCUUUUCAGCAUUCCCACAAAGCACAGAUCUUUAAAGAAAUCUUUGCUUCUUACUUAGGAAGCCAAUCAGACUGUUAACUGAUGUUGAGUUUGGCAAUGGUCUAUUAUGCAUCUCCUCUCUCCAAAUGCCACUUGACUUUAUAACCAGCUGUCUUCUGAGUACAGUGUUUUCCUCUGCUUUGCUAUUGAGACAUUAUUAUUCCUCAGUAUGUGCGUGAGUGUGGGGGGUUGAAUUUGGACUGUUAACUUCUGUAUAUUGCCAUCUGAAAUUUUUGUGCCAGUCUUUGCCUGAAGAGAUUUUCUUUGUUAUGGCAGCCAAAGAUUUCAAAGCAGAAACAAAGACUUUGUUCCAGACUGAACCCAGAACUCUGGCAGCAGAGAAAUUGCCCUCCACCAUGCCUGUCCCCACACACCUUUUGUUCAUCCUUCCUUCCUUGGCCACGUUAAAACUUCCAAGUUCGCUGCUUGGAGAUAGCAGAUCACAAUAAGUCUUAUCCUUCGCAAUAGCUCAUCUGGUUAUUUUGUGGCAAACUUUCCAGAAAAAAAAUAUGAAGAUGUUAUUUGCAGUCAGACUUCCUUCAAAAGCUCUUUAAUCAUCAGAUAUUUAUUUCCCCCAUUACAGUUUUACACCAGUAUUUUUCUGCUUUUCUUGAUUAUUUUUGUCCUUCAUUAGACAUUUGUAGCAUGUCAACAUUGAUUAGGAUGCUACAUCUGUCUUCGGUAUUUUGGGCUUCAUCCAGCAUCAUAGCAUCUAGUGGCCAGAUUCUACACGGAAGGAAAAUGGCAAUAAGAACCAAUCUUAUUUUUUAAUCCUGUGUUUUAUACAGGGACUAAGGCAGGUUCAGCCAGUCUAAUUACUUGAUUGUCCAAAUAUUACUUGCCCAGUAAUGUCUUGAAUGAGUGGAAUGGACUGUUCUAUUAUGACUGAAUGGGGACUUAGAAAAGUUGUAAGAAUUUUUUAAAUUAUAUCCUUAUGAGUACUUCUAAAAUAACUUCUCUGGGAGAGCAACUUCUAGUUUCAGCAGAAAUCUCUUUGCACAGUUUGAGUUGUUCAGUUUUAGGAUGAGAUGAAUUAAAACAGAUUAGAUUUCUAAAAGGGGAAGAUGGGAAACUUUUAUUAAUGAAUGUGAUUAGUUAACAUGAGCUGCUCUGGGAUAUCCCAGUUUGACUAAAAUGGUGUAGUCUACUCUUGUAUUUUUCAAACAUCAAUUUUACUUUUUAUUUUAAAAGUUUCAAUGGUGCUGCUCAGGGAUAGAAUCAUAUUGGAAAACCCAUUAAACUUGUGAACAGAUAAGCUGUUGACUUCACUGUGUGAUCUACAGGGAGAAGUUAUGCUUUCUAUCUUGAACUUUUUUUUUCUGGUUAAAUUCUUCACAAUUACACAGUAUGUUGCAAUAUGCCUUCUCGCCAGGCUACUAUUAUUCUGACUACCUUGGUCCUCACCAGUGAAAUCUAUGACAAAUACCUCUCUUUAAAACCUGAAUUACACUCCGAAGUAUCUGCAAAUCACUGGUUCCUAAGAGCAGCAUUACUGUAAAUAGGUGCACUCCAUUUACACAGUAUGCCUAGAAUAUCUUCCCCUCUGCUUCCAGGAAUAGUGAAGUGUAUCAAUCUAUUUCCAGACAGGGUGAUACUGAAUUUUUACAGGGGUCUAGAGAAAAUGUAUAAAUGUAUCCCUUGGUUGUGCCUCUCACUGUAUCCUUGCUGGUAAGAAACAUGCUGAGGGGCUGGGGGCAAAGUUGCCACCUUUCUAUGUAUGACCAGCUGCAAUUCUGGAUGGCAUCUCAACAGUAUGCUGCUACUUCAGUUGUUGUAACUCGUACAAACCGCAGGGAAUUAUCAAGCACUGUAUAUAAUUAUUCCUGUGUUUAUACAGAAACUCUGCAUCUGUAGGGGAAAGUGGAAUAAAAGCACACUUUAUUUGGACAGCCUAUUAACAAUAUGUUUGGGGAUUGGGUGGGGGAUGGGAGAUCCAUUCAGAAAUAACUAAUUUGUACAUUUGACUUUCCCAUAAUAAAGAGAUGGCUAAACUCCAAGUUCAAGAAGCUGUUGUCUUAUGUUCUAUACAUAGCUUCCUCACUUCAAAGCCUGAGCUAAGUGGCUAUUAAAAGUACCUCAUGGUAUGUUUAGGUACAAAUUAUAAUUUUCUAUAGUGAUUUUCUUUUUUUUGUACUUUGGAUUCUUGUAACAUGAUGAUUUAUUCUAAGCAUCGCUUUGCUGUCGUGACCUAAAGUCCUUUUGUAAAUGUGUUUUCCUGGAGCUUUUUUUUUUUUUUUUUUUUUUUUUUUU